AUGAUACAGUCAGGCUUGAAUCCAAAAGUUGCACCACCACCACAACAACAACCACAAGAUCCAAAAGUUGCACCACCACCACAACAACAACCACAAGAUCCAAAAGUUGCACCAACGCCAACAACACCACAAAAUCCUGCCUUGCCUUCAUCCAGUGAUCAAGCAGUAAGAGUAAAAGUUACUUUUCCAACAAUUAUUCCGUUAAUAUUUAAAAUAGGAAAAAAAUAUCAGUUCAAUUGGACAUAUACUGCAAAUUUUGAUCCAGUAUAUGCACCAAAAGCUUUAAAUGUUUAUACUAUAAAAAACAUUGACGCCGACAAGAGAAUUUUUAAUUUCUCAAUUGGGUCAAAUCUUCCGCCUGAGACAACUUCUAUUGUAUGGGAUACAUCCCUACAAACAAAUCCAACACCACCAGCAGGAGCUUAUCUUUUAUAUAUAUGGGAUGAAAGAGGUCCAUCGCCAAUUAAUACCUCUGUUGGACAACUAGAACCUUUUGUUGGUUCACGUUUUCAGUUGUAUACUCCAAAGCCAAAAGUUAAUUUAGCUGAUUAUACAUGCGCAGUAUGUGAUGGAAAUAGUCCAUUGACAAGAGCACAAGAAAAUAAACCUUAUUUGCCAAUUGCUGUUCUGGGUGGAAUCUUAGUUUUAACGGUGUUGUUUACAAUAGAGACACGACCACGUCCCCGGGAACAAAUUUGA
Molecule: messenger RNA, 699 nt
Organism: Entrophospora sp. SA101
Lineage: Eukaryota; Fungi; Glomeromycota; Glomeromycetes; Entrophosporales; Entrophosporaceae
Source: the annotation of a GenBank genome assembly